Messenger RNA from Sinocyclocheilus rhinocerous, 1342 nucleotides. RefSeq names its product zinc finger protein ZIC 1-like. Gene Ontology annotation, biological process: regulation of transcription by RNA polymerase II. The transcript has a single exon. NCBI's taxonomy places the organism in Eukaryota, Metazoa, Chordata, Actinopteri, Cypriniformes, Cyprinidae. Gene Ontology annotation, molecular function: DNA-binding transcription factor activity, RNA polymerase II-specific; RNA polymerase II cis-regulatory region sequence-specific DNA binding. Gene Ontology annotation, cellular component: nucleus. The record is from RefSeq and is a predicted model, not a curated record. Bases 293 to 1342 code for a protein of 349 amino acids.
UGUCUUUUCAAUUCAUUUAUCUGCAGGAAUGAUUGCGACUAUCAGUCUGAAGCUCACCGCCUGACUGAGGAGGUGAAAGUUGCGCCACAGGAAGAUAAACCGCAAAAAGACAAUAUUGCACAUGAUUUGCGUGCGCAUCGGAUGAGCAGGAGAGGGAAAUUCCUCUCUACUAAAAGUAAAUAGGAAUAGGGGAUCGGAGUUUGCCUUGCACAGACUUAAGUCAGAGAAAUAGCAAGCAGAGACAGUUGUUAGAGAUUCUUCCUCUCUCAGUCUCCUCCGCUGCAGACUGAAGAUGCUCUUGGACGCAGGACCACAGUAUCCCACCAUUGGAGUGACUACUUUCGGCUCCACCAGGCAUCACUCAACAGGCGAAGUUACAGACAGAGAAGUGGCUUUGGGUAUCAAUCCGUUCGCCGACGGUAUGGGCGCUUUUAAAAUCAACCAUAGCUCCCACGAUCUCGGCUCUGGGCAAACGGCGUUUUCCUCGCAAGCGCCCGGUUACGCCGCCGCUGCCGCCCUGGGACACCAUCAUCACCCCACUCAUGUCAGCUCGUACUCCACCGCCGCCUUCAACUCCACCCGGGACUUUCUCUUUCGCAAUCGGGGCUUCGGAGACGCCACGAGCGCGCAGCACAGUCUGUUCGCCUCCGCCGCUGGAAGUUUCGCCGGACCACAUGGACACUCUGACGCCGCUGGGCACCUGCUCUUCCAGGGACUGCACGAGCAAGCGGCCACACACGCGUCCUCCAACGUGGUGAACAGUCAGAUGCGCCUGGGCUUCUCCGGGGACAUGUACGGCAGGGCCGAGCAAUACGGUCACGUCGCUAGCCCCAGGUCCGAGCACUACGCCUCGACUCAGUUGCACGGCUAUGGCCCCAUGAACAUGAAUAUGGCUGCCCAUCACGGGGCAGGGGCCUUCUUUCGGUACAUGAGACAGCCCAUUAAGCAAGAGCUCAUCUGCAAAUGGGUCGAACCGGAGCAGCUGACGAAUCCGAAAAAGGCCUGCAACAAAACUUUCAGCACCAUGCACGAGCUCGUGACCCACCUGUCGGUGGAGCACGUUGGGGGACCAGAGCAGUCGAAUCACAUUUGCGUUUGGGAAGAAUGUCCCCGGGAAGGGAAGCCGUUUAAAGCAAAGUAUAAACUUGUGAAUCAUAUCAGAGUGCACACCGGAGAGAAACCGUUUCCGUGUCCAUUCCCCGGCUGUGGAAAAGUAUUUGCCCGAUCGGAAAAUCUGAAAUGGAAUUUAACGCUUAAAAAAGGAAAUGUGAAUUACGCAAAUCAAAAUGACAUUUCAGUCCUAAAUAAAUCCAGCGCCUGCUUUUAUAUUUUGCCCCACUAA